GUCCAUACUUCAAUGAGUUGGACUCUAGUUACGAACUCGUUAACUUGCCUAAACCAACUUUACGACGGUAAUGUAAGGAGAGAGUAGUACAACACGAGAGACAUAUGAAAAGUAAGAACUAAAGUGAAACCAUAUAAAAUUAACGUCUUCAUAGAGGAAGUAUUGCUGAUCCACUAUUUAUAUUAUUACAUUUUUGGGUCGUCUUUAAGAAUCAGCAGAACGAGGUUCAUAAUAUAGUCAUUGUUGACUUGAAGCCUGCUUUUUGUGGAAAUUUGCGAGUGAACUAAAUUUUGUAAGUGUUGUUAUAUUUUUCGUUUUUGUAUCAUCUUAAAACGCUUCAUACGCUUAUUCGGUGGUGACUGAAGUCAUCGAUUGUACACUAGUCCGCUUUCGGUUUAUAGAGAUCUCAAAAUGGCAUCAAUACUGGAAAACCAGGAAAUUAACGCAAAGCUUCAUCAGCUUGUGGAAUCAAAAUUGGCCGAAUAUGGCUGGGCGGAAGAAGCCGCUUCUCUAACAGAUUUCAUUUUCGUAAUGAUUGGAAACGGAAAAGAUCAAUCACAGGUCACUGAAGAACUUAUAGAUUUGAUCGGACCCGAAUUUGACUCAAGUUUUUCUCAAUGGUUAUUUGAUGAAUUACGAGAGUUUGAUUCUUCACGAGGAGUGGAGACUUCUAAUGAAAGCGAACAAAAAUAUUCUGAAGAAACCCCUUCCGUCCCUGCAGAGAUUCCCCAAGAAACUUUGCCUGAGACCGGCACAGUAGCCGACAAUGACACAAGCAAUAAAUUGGGAGAAAAACCACUUCAAUCGGAACGUGUCGGUCAAAAGUUAAAAAGUAGCGCUGUUCCAAAGCAGAGGUUUAAUCCAAUGGCUCCUUCCUUUAAUGCAACGAAACCAGCCAUACCACCUGCAAAACGUUUUUUUAAACAUGAUGAAGAAAUACCUCUCUGUAAAUUUGCCGAUAAAUGUGCUCGUUCCGAUUGUGUUUUUGCUCACCCUACUCCUGCUGCCGCUCCUGGUGAAGCAAUGGUUCUUAGUAGCAAAAUGUGUACUGCCGGAAGAGAUUGCAAAAACCCGGAUUGCGUUGAAGGACAUCCAUCUCCAGCGUUCGGUACCACGCUUCCUUUCAAAGGAACGAUUCCGGUUGUCUGUAGAUAUAAUCCCUGCUUGAAUCCUAGUUGUCGCUUUCUUCAUCCUCAAAAAAGUAAAAAUAUGACAUGGACUCCCUCUGCUACAGAGCCGACGCCAUCGACUUCUGUGAGCGAGCGUAAAUUUGCCGUUGAAGAGUCAGAUGAGCAUUUGCAUGUAUCAUAAAAAUUGUGAAAAUAUUGAUUAUUUAUCUUGUUUCUUUCUUUUACCUUCGCGUUUGAAGUUUCCCAUGUGUGGUUGUAUAUUUGGACAGUAUAUUGGCAAUGAUUCUUUAAAUUGCUUAGUGAGGUGGCUACGUUUAUGGAAUCUAUAUAAUAUGAAUCUGCUUUAGAAAAAGUAUCCUAUUUGGCUUAGUAUUCAUAAUGAAAUUCGUCAUUUUCGUUUACUCUCACACAUUUCUGUGUAGAGUAUUCCCAUUGCGAACGGAUGCAACCAAUUUCCAAACUUUCGUAGCAAAUUUAUGUUCGAUAAAGCAGCUCAAACAGUCCCUCCUUAAU
This is a messenger RNA of Schizosaccharomyces octosporus yFS286, 1643 nucleotides long. Its product is annotated as poly(A) binding protein Nab2. Gene Ontology annotation, molecular function: poly(A) binding. The transcript has a single exon. NCBI's taxonomy places the organism in Eukaryota, Fungi, Ascomycota, Schizosaccharomycetes, Schizosaccharomycetales, Schizosaccharomycetaceae. Gene Ontology annotation, cellular component: nucleus; cytoplasm. Gene Ontology annotation, biological process: regulation of mRNA stability. The record is from RefSeq and is a predicted model, not a curated record. The coding region runs from base 412 to 1311 and encodes 299 amino acids.